This is a messenger RNA of Saccharomycopsis crataegensis, 873 nucleotides long. Its product is annotated as acylglycerone-phosphate reductase. The coding region runs from base 1 to 873 and encodes 290 amino acids. Lineage: Eukaryota; Fungi; Ascomycota; Saccharomycetes; Ascoideales; Saccharomycopsidaceae. Gene Ontology annotation, biological process: triglyceride catabolic process; phosphatidic acid biosynthetic process. The record is from RefSeq and is a predicted model, not a curated record. The transcript has a single exon. Gene Ontology annotation, cellular component: endoplasmic reticulum; lipid droplet. Gene Ontology annotation, molecular function: triacylglycerol lipase activity; acylglycerone-phosphate reductase (NADP+) activity.
AUGUCUGAACAACACUCUCAAUUGACCGCCCUUGUCACCGGUGCAAGUAGUGGUAUUGGUUAUUGGACUGCCAAAGAGCUUGCUUCUCGUAAUAUUAAGGUGUUUGCCUGUGCCAGAAGACUUGAGCCAAUGAAGCCUCUUGAGGAAUUGGGGAUCACCAUAAUCAAGUGUGAUGUUACGGACGCUCAGGAAGUCCAACACAUGAAAUCCACCAUUUCCGAUGCCACUGGGGGGAAACUCAACAUUCUCUUCAAUAAUGCGGGUUCUUCUUGUACUUUCCCGGCAGUCGAUGUAACUGAUGAAGCUGCUCUUAAAUGUUUCCAAGUUAAUGUUCUUGCUCCUAUCAGGUUGAGCCGUGAAUUCUCCCCAUUGGUGAUCAAAGCCAAAGGGUUAAUUGCCUUCACUGGCUCACUUGCGGGGAUUGUUCCAUUCCCAUUUGCUAGUGUUUAUUCUGCUUCUAAGGCUGCUAUUCAUCAAUAUUGUCAAGUUCUCCAUUUGGAAAUGAAGAUGUUUGAUGUGAAAGUGUUGAACCUCAUUACUGGGGGAGUGAAAACCAACAUUGCAGACACCAGACCAUUGCCAGAAAACUCAAUCUUCAAUACUGAAGAAGGUAGAGCAUCUUUAAUAGCAAGACAAAAGAUGUCAGCAAAUGCCAAACCACAGGCUCCUGAAGUGUACGCCAAAAACGUGGUUAAUGAUAUGUUGAAGUUCUCACCUCGUAUUAUUGAUGUUCACAGAGGAUCCAACGCAUCAAUUCUUCCUUGGGUCAUAAGAUGGAUUCCUAGAUGGAUUGUUGAAAUGGCUUUGUUGAAGAAAUUUAAAUUAUAUCCGGUCUGGAGUAGCUUCAGAGAGAAAAGAGAAAAAAAGGAUUAA